Messenger RNA from Iphiclides podalirius (scarce swallowtail), 207 nucleotides. The record is from the annotation of a GenBank genome assembly. Lineage: Eukaryota; Metazoa; Arthropoda; Insecta; Lepidoptera; Papilionidae.
AUGGAGGAGGAGAGACCUACAAAGCGACCAUGCAUAGAAGGAAAUCUCCAAAAUUACACUGAAGACAACUCGAUGAAGGUUCUGUUUGAAAAUGAUUCUCAAGACUGGGAUGACGACAAUAAUAACUAUCAAACAUGUGACAUUUCAACAAAUACGAAAAACUUAAAUCUUACUGAAAGCAGCACUCAAACUAAUACUACAGAUUAU